CAAAUGUCAGUUGACAAUUCGUAUCUUCUACGCGUGUAUGUAGUUGUGUCAAACCGUAAACUGUGACGUCACACAAUUUUCAAAGAGCGUUUUGGGCGCGAAAGAUAUAUUUUGGAUAUAUUUUGUUAAUUUAACAUAUUUAAAGCCGUUUUUAGUAUAAAAGUUAAAUUUUAGGGCAACUUUUAGUUAAUAUAGGUGAUAUAGAUCGUAAUACAAGCGUUUCAAAAAAUUGGAAACAACCCUAUUAGUCUACUAUAAAGUCUCUUUUUGAAAUACAUUUAUUAAUACCCUUUUCAAACCUUUUAACGAUAUUCGUUUUACCUAAACGUAUUUUAAUGACCUCUCCAACACUUUAGGGCUCAUUUACACGGUGCGAGAACUCGCCUGCGAGUUUCAUUACAUUGCGGUAUUUGAUCGGUCGCCGAAUUAGUUGUAACCUCAAUAGUCCGCAAUGUAACUAAAAUCGCAUGCGAGUUCGCGUGCCGUCUAAAUCGGCCCUUACUCUUUGCUCUCCAAACGUCACAUAAUCGCAUGCGACUCGCAAUACACUGCUGCAUAUGAUCAUUGUUUAAAGUCGUUGGUUCUACUUAGCCGGCAAUUGGCCAAAAUUUCAUGCCAUUUCUUGCAUUGCAAUGUGUGUACAAGCCUUAACAAACACAUGUCAAAUAGACAAGUGACACCUCCAUGCUUAAAACUGACGUAUAACCUAUAAGCUGUAAACAUUGCGCAAACUUGUUAUAUUUAUUUCAAAGUAAAAUAUUAAUUAAGCUCAAAAAUGAGUGACGAACUCCAAAAUCAAGUGCAAAGUGAUCCCAACAAACGUAAAAAUAAGAAAAAGCCUAAGAAUUUCCUUAAAAAUGCUAAAAAGUACGCCAAGAAAGGCCAGUGGGGCAGAGGCACCAAAAUGAGUGAAGAAUUGUACCAAUAUUUCUUGGGGAUUCUGGAUGCUAUGAAAGCGGGUAUCGAAGAUGAAGAUCAGAGACAGAGCUUAGUAAACAAUGUACUGGACCGAACAAAAGGCGAAGAACUAAACAUAAUCGGCAAUCAACUUGGCUGCAGAGUCGUAGAGUUGCUAUUACCCUACUCAUCACCCGAAGACUUGGAACGGUACUUUGAAGUGUUACACCCGGAACUGCGUAGGCUCUGCUCUGAUAAUUUCACAAGCCAUGUUGUUGAGACUUUACUUAGGGUAGCAAGUGAACGAGCAACAGAACAUUUACAAACAGGAGAAACAAAUAAUGAAAGUGAGGAUGAAGUACCGAAGAAAAAGAUAAAACUAGAACCGAAACAAUCUAAAUAUAGUGACUCCCAUGUCAAAAACUGCUAUGAAUUUGCUUUAAAGAUAUGUAAAUACGCUUUAAAUAAUUUAGAGGAUUUUGUUUGGGAUAAUUAUGCUAAUCAUAUUUUGAGAAGCGCUUUAAAAUGCCUUAGUGGAAUCACAUUGCUACCGAAUGAAAAGCCUAAAGUCAAUAUGUUCGUAAUUGAAAAAACUGAUAAACAGACACCACCAUCGCCGUAUAUAAAGAAAAUGGUUUACAAAAAUGUGCCGGAUGAUUAUAAAGAGUUAGUUACGGAGUUUGCGAAAAGGUUGUCAGUAUGGCCGCAGCUUAAAGACUUACCGUAUCAGAACUUAACCUCUGGUUUAUUACAAGUGUUGCUAUAUGCCAUUAAGAAUGUUGAUAAGAACUUGACAAGGGAUUUGUUAAAGCAGUUGUUGAAUGAAAGCUUUGCUCCGGACAAUUGCGUUUCAAACGGUAAUGAUGAUACUGAUGAUAAGAAGGAAGUGAAAAUUGACAUGGAUGAGGAAAAUCAGAAAAGUGUUGUUGAGGGUCGUUCGCUGCCACCUGUGUUUGAGUCAGAACCUGCUGUCAGAUUACUAGAAGCAGCGCUGCUAGUGGCAAAGAAGAAGAUGUACACACAGAUAUAUGCGAAAUGCUUCAUCAACAGACUGGAACAGUUAGCUUGCAUGCCAAUGUUGAACUACACUGUGCAGAGGCUGUUUGAUAACUGUCAGAUCAAAGAGGAGUUAGAGCCGAUGUUCGACGAGUUGUCCAACAAGUUUGCGGAUUUAUUGGCCUGCGGGAACACUGGAGUUUUGGUGUCAGUCGCCAAAGCGUGUCUGAGAGUUAAGGCGCGGCAGGCGCAGUUUGCAAAUAGUCUAGAAUCAGCUCUUAAAGUGACCCCGGACAAUCAGAAGUACUUCCCCGUGUUCGUGCUCCGACUGCUGCCCGCAGACCGCGUGGAAGUCUCCACGUUGGAGAAGGAAUACUUCAUCAAUGUCCACGGCUCGGUUAUAUUACAGAGCAUAUUAGAUUACCAACGCCCAGCCAAAGCCGUCAACGGUCUACUGGAACUGACUCCAGAACAGCUCCUCGUCAUAUUCAGCGACGCCAAGGGCAGCCACGUGGCCGACGCCUUCUGCAAGGGGCAGUUCGUCGGCGUGAAGGCGAGAGACAAGAUGAUAUGGAAGCUGAAGGGCUACUACCAGACCCUCGCGCUGUCCCAGCACGGCUCUCGAGCCCUCGAGCGCAUCUUCGAGGCGGCUUCCCGCGACCAGAAGGUCAGGAUCAUGGCGGAGCUGGCCGACAAGAGCAACUUGCUGAACAGCACUAAGUUCGGGCGGGUGGUCGCCGCCAAACUAGAUGUGGAGGGGUUCAAGAAAGGGCAGAAACAGUGGGAACAGAAAUUUAAAGGGAAAUAAAUUAUAGAUAAAAACA
This is a messenger RNA of Cydia pomonella (codling moth), 2717 nucleotides long. RefSeq names its product nucleolar protein 9. Gene Ontology annotation, biological process: endonucleolytic cleavage in 5'-ETS of tricistronic rRNA transcript (SSU-rRNA, 5.8S rRNA, LSU-rRNA); endonucleolytic cleavage in ITS1 to separate SSU-rRNA from 5.8S rRNA and LSU-rRNA from tricistronic rRNA transcript (SSU-rRNA, 5.8S rRNA, LSU-rRNA); endonucleolytic cleavage to generate mature 5'-end of SSU-rRNA from (SSU-rRNA, 5.8S rRNA, LSU-rRNA). The transcript has 7 exons. Gene Ontology annotation, molecular function: RNA binding. Lineage: Eukaryota; Metazoa; Arthropoda; Insecta; Lepidoptera; Tortricidae. The record is from RefSeq and is a predicted model, not a curated record. Gene Ontology annotation, cellular component: nucleolus; preribosome, small subunit precursor; 90S preribosome. Bases 776 to 2701 code for a protein of 641 amino acids.